CCGGCCACUGCGCCCCAUAGACGAGACUUUCAUUUCCCUCCACCAAUGAGGAAGGGGAUUCCAGAUGAUGUCAUCGGUGAGCGGCUCCUGGGAGCCUGACUGGAGGGACGGGGAUAAUGGGGGCGGAGCCAUGCUUUCGCUGGUAUACAUCUGUGCACAGAAGGUGGUGAGUGACCACGCCUCCCUCCGCCGGGCGCUGGGCUCCAUCCCUCGCGAGCUCUACCCGCCGCUCUUCACUGCCGCCUUCCUGGGGGGGAAGACCCUGGUGCUGCAGGACCUGGUGCAGCGAUGGCCCUUCCCCAUCCUCCGCUUCCAGGAGCUUCUAGGAGUCCGCCCCGGCCAGAUCCACCUCCAUUUCACCUGGGAGUCCACGCAGACCGUCAUACUGGGCAUCGUGGCUUACCUGGGCGACGCAAUCAGCCGAGACAACUGGGGGAGUAAGGAAAGGGGGCGGCGGCUGCGUCUCCUGGACAUGACGGGCACCCACAAUUCCAUCCUGGAACAAAGCCCCGGCACGAAGAGCACGUUGUCCCGCACGGUGACCCUGGCCAAGGCGUGUAUUGAGCUCUCCAGGAGACGCCGCAGCGAAGCCACGCAAGCGGCAAAGAGGAGGCGGGGACACGGAAAUUCUGCACUGGUCCCGCCCAAUCCCCUGGACUCUGUCUAUGUGGAAGUGCGGGUGGACCUCUUUGUAAACAGCACGUCCUACUCCGUCCUGCGGGAGGCGCUCCAGGCGAGCGUCCACGGCCCGAUGCGCCUGCGGUGCCGCGACCUGCGGGCCAAGGAGCUGUCCCUGCAGAGGACAGUGGCGCUGCUGGAGCUCCUGGAACCGGCGGGGGUGCGCCAGAUCGACCUCAGCUUCAACAACCUCGGCCUGGAGGGCCUCAACGCCCUCCUGCCCGCCAUGGCGAAAUUCAGCUCCCUGCGCAGCCUCAAGCUGCCGUACAGCAACGUGGACGUCCGCCGCCUGACCCCCGACAUGGAGGACGCCUUGAGGAAAUUCGCCGCGCUGGUCGGACAGCUGAAAUCCCUGAAGGAGCUGAACCUCGGAUCGUCCCGCCUGUCCGGGCGGCUGCGGCAGGUGUUGGGGGGCAUCCAAGAGCCGCUGGAGAGUCUGGAAUUGGCGUUCUGUUUCCUCCUCCCGCCGGAUUUGUAUUUUUUGACUCAGAGUCUCCACGCCCCCGCCCUGAAGAAGGUGGACCUGAGCGGGACCAACCUCUCGGAGCUCCUCCUCCCCCCCUUGCAGCAGCUGCUGGCCGCCGCCUCCUCCUCCCUCCUCCACCUGGACGUCAUGGAGUGCCGUCUCACUGACUCCGCCCUGUCGGCGCUGGCGCCCGCCCUCUGGCGCUGCUCCCGCCUGCGGUACCUGGGACUCUUCAGUAACCCCUUAUCCUCCCAGGGACUGAGGACUCUCCUUCAGAACUGCCUGAGGCUCCGGGAGCUCCGAUUGGUGGUCUACCCGUACCCCGUGGACUGUUGCGGCGAGGGCCCGGAUUGGGGGGAUUUUUACGGAGCGCCGACAGACGGAUUCAUUGACCAACAGAAGCUGGCGCGGUUCUCGGCAGAGCUGCAGGAGACGCUGGCGAGGGUGGAGCGGACGGACGUUGUGUGGACGACGGAUUUGUGUCUUCACCGGAACCUGGACUACCUCAACCUCUAGUGCCGGCAGUCGCCGAAAUACGGACUUGGGGGCCCAAUCCUCUGGAUAUGGACGCAGAAGUGGAAGGGCCAUUUUUUUUUUUGGUUAUGGGUGCAGAAGUGGAACGGACA
Rana temporaria (common frog) is the source of this 1770-nucleotide messenger RNA. It is a transcript of the gene LRRC14, whose product is annotated as leucine rich repeat containing 14. The record is from RefSeq and is a predicted model, not a curated record. Lineage: Eukaryota; Metazoa; Chordata; Amphibia; Anura; Ranidae. Gene Ontology annotation, cellular component: cytoplasm. The coding region runs from base 65 to 1660 and encodes 531 amino acids. Gene Ontology annotation, molecular function: protein binding. The transcript has 4 exons.